This is a messenger RNA of Nematostella vectensis (starlet sea anemone), 5193 nucleotides long. RefSeq names its product tudor domain-containing protein 3. Gene Ontology annotation, cellular component: nucleus. Bases 81 to 3017 code for a protein of 978 amino acids. The transcript has 13 exons. The record is from RefSeq and is a predicted model, not a curated record. NCBI's taxonomy places the organism in Eukaryota, Metazoa, Cnidaria, Anthozoa, Actiniaria, Edwardsiidae.
UCACGGCGAGUCCGCGGUGUUACAGGUAAUCGAGCAGCGGACUCCCUCUACAGUUCUUGACUGCAAGAAUUCGUCGUGGCAUGGAGGGAAACUUGAAAGAGAAUGGAUGGUUUCUCUCAACUGAAGGCAUUGCUGAAUGCGAAAAAGCUUGCUCGAAGGAAAAGCCCACGACAACAGAUCUCGCUAAAGCUGCCGCUAACUUGGACUUAAGACAGUUUGGAUUGCAGCAAAUCCCUGAUGAACUCAGCAAAGGAAAACUAACCUCUAUUAAAGGCCCAAUUGUUCUUCAAAUCCAAAAGCUGCGUAAUAUAUCUGCUCCUAAAGCCAAUGAGGAGUCCAACCAUGCUCCGAGACUACUGAAGCUACAGUUGACUGACGGCCGGAUCAACUGCCAGGGGUUAGAGGCCGCAACAAUCCCAGAUCUGAGCCUUAGCACCCCUCCUGGUACCAAGAUAUGUCUGGUCGGUAGCGUGCCUGUACAGAACAGUGUCUUGAUGCUCGACAGCACCAACUUGAAGGUGCUGGGGGGUGAGGUUGAAAAGUUGGUAACAAAAUGGAAACUUCAGAAAACAUUAGCAAAGCACUCGAGAACCAUACCCAGUGGGGAGGAGGGGCCCCCACCAUUUGUGCCUUUCCGUCAGCUUCAGGGUGACUCACGGGGAAGACCGGGUGACCGGCAUAAAGUGAAUAGUGGCAUCUCAAAUGGUUAUGAGAAGCAUAGCAACCAUGAAAAUAAUGAGGGAAGAAAUCGGAAUGACAAUAGAGGAAAUCGGGCCUCACAGGACUCUGGAAACCGCAGGGAUCGAGGGCAGACCUACCACUCCAGAGAAGAUCGCAACGAUUACAGGGGGGAUAACUACAGAGGGAAUAAUCGCAAUGACAACAGAGAUACUAGAGUAAAUUAUAAUAGAAAUGAUUCCAAAGAUACAAGAAAUGAUUCCCGAGACUCAAGAAUGGCAACUCAAGAAAAGUCCUAUGGUAGACCUCAGUACGAUGGCCGGCCUAACAACAGAGAUAGCAAUGACAGAUGGAAACAAGGGCAAGACGAGAGGGGUCAAGAGGCUGGAAGGCGGGACCAGGGGGGCGAGGAUAGAGGCACAUACAGAAAACCUGACCAAGGGAGAGCUGACAGGACUGAAAGAGGCCCCCCAUAUGUGUCUAGCAGAGGGGGGGGAAGGGGUGGCACACGAGGUGGAAGGGGAGGAAGAAGGGACAGUGCAGGCCGAGGCCAAUCAGACUCCACUGAGCAAGAUGAGCAAGAUGAGUACCGCGCACGGCAGCCAUCGGACUGUGGAACACUCUGGGACUAUUUAGAAUCCAAAUUACCAGUUAAAUCAACGUCAAAACCUUUAUCACCUUCGCCAACCGCAACAACCGCCACAACAACAACAGCAACAAUGCAGCAGACAUUAAAGGGUGAGAGCCAAUCCCCUGAGCCUGACAGCGAAUCAAACAGCUCACCAACUCUUCCAAGACAGGGGAGCUCUGAUAGUGAGCCCCCACCACAACCAGCCAAGCAGGAAUCUAAUCGCAGGACAAAACAAGAGGGGACACCCUCUCCCCCAAGGGAGCAGCAAAAGGGACGGGACAGCGAAUGGGGGAGGGGGGACAGGGGAGAUUCAAGGGAAUCUACCAUACCACACCGAGGGCAGCAAGGGCCACGGCAGUACCAACAGAGGCAGCAAAACCCAGGUCAGGGGCGUAACCGGGGACAGAGAGGCAGGCAUGAGGAUGGAAGGAUGCACAACCAGAGCCUCCCCCCUCGGAUGCAGAAAAAACAACAGCAGUACCAGCAGCAUUACUACAAUAGAGAUUCCAGCUCCUCAACUGAUAAAGAAGUACAAAGAGACAAGAACAGCUCACCGUCAUCAGGAUCAGGUGGUGAGGGAAGAUCCAGUCAGUCUCCAAGUACCCCGUCAGUGGAGUCCCCAAAAAGUAAUGACAGCCCACAACCAGCAGGACAGCAGAAGUACCAAGGCAGAAAGGGGUACCAGCGACAUCCCCAGGACAGCCAGAGCCCAAGUAGCAGCCAGAAGCCAGCCGAACCUCAGCCUGUGCAGACCUAUGUGCCACCGCAACAGGGUCUACCCCAGCCAGUCUACCAAAUCGAUCAAACCCGCCAUUAUGAGAUGCAAGCUAUUCGAGAGCAGCCGGACAUGAACACCAUGGUACAGCAUGGGUACCACUACCAGCAUGCCACGCCCCCUGUCCCUGCACCACAACAGUAUCCCGUCUAUCAGCUGCAGCACCAAAUGACUGCACCACCCUCUCAACAGGCAAUGUCGGCAUCUCAGCAACAGCAAGUUCAUACUCAAAUGGCACCUAUUCGAUGGAAGAAAGGAGAUCAGUGCUUAGCAUUACGGCGUGAUGGCCAGUUCUACAGCGCUAAGAUUGAGGACAUCACCCCUGAUGGUACGCAGUGCAUGGUUUCCUUCCCAGACUUCCAAGGGGUCUGUGAGAUGGUGAUGGUUACAUCUCUCAGACCUUUUCCUAUCAUCGCCUGGACCGAUGCAGGAAAUGUGCCCCACUCCAUGCCAGCCACUUCUAUCACAGCAGUCCCAGUUUAUGCCCAACCUACCCCGGUUGCUAUGGUACCCCGACCUCAAGUCAUGGUUCCUGUCCAAGCCCAGCCUCACUUCAGUAUGGCACCACGGGUGGCAGCCCAACCCCCACACCCACCCCCAGGGGUGCAAUGGCAGCCUGCGCCAAUGAGCUACCCGGCUGAUAUGAGGGCCCAGGCUUACCAGCCCAUGGUACAUUACGACCCUAUGCCCCAGACCUCAAAUCCUGCUGCACGGCCUGCCUUCUACGCUGUCCCUCCAGGUGGCCCUGUCCAGUUUGUAAGAGGAGUCAAGGAGUUACAUGGACAAGAACUUUAUGACGGCUCGGACGGGAAUAAACCAGUGCCCACAUCUACCGUGUAUUACAGUAAACCAAAAAAGAUGGGUCCACAGAGACCUACGCAGAACUUCUACGUACCCCCGCGACAACACAAAUAUAAAGAACAGAAUAACUAGUUUACUAGAAAGCCAACCAUACCUAAGGUGAGACGUGGGCCCUAUAUAGAUAUGACCGAGAGGCAUAAACUACCACUGAUGUCGAUAUCACUGACACAGGAUAGUAUAUGCAUAGAGUAUGAGCGACCAACCCACGUGGGUAUGACCAAAAUAUUUUCUGACGGGGCUACGAUUCACCUUUUAUUUGGCUAGGACCCUGCAAAUGAGCUGUAAAAUUUAUCUUUAGCUUGACGAGAAACGCUUAAGCAGAUCAAGUGCAAAAUAAUUCCUCGCUUACAGCACACUUAUAAGUCUUUUCAUUUUAUUGUGCUACUUUGAUAUGAUUUAAGUGAAGAAAGCGCAAGUUAGAAAUAAGUUCCUUGAAAUGAAAAAUUAAGUCAAUUCUACCGCUAAAUGACCUUAUUCCUAUAUCAUGUAUGUAUAGGAAUGUCUCAUUACUUUCUUGACACAAACUAACAAUUAUUUAUUUGUUCUUUUUUAUAUUUUUUACAAUUUAAUGAUGUUCAUGCGUAUACGAUUUCUUAGACGAUCUAACAUACGCUCAACUAAUUUAACCAAAAAAAAAAGAAGAUAAUUAUCUAUUUUAUUUAUUUCACUUGGUAGUGUAGUGUAAAGCUUGCCCGCUGGCAUUGCAGACAACAAGCGACUAAGAAAUCACUUGACAUUUUGAGUGGCCAAUUUCUCGCAGAAAUAAACACCGAAGUGACUCCGGCCGUCACACCAGAGAGCGAGGAAAACAAUGAUAAAGUCGGUGCGCGCGAUUUUGCCACCCAAAAAGUCACGUGGUUUCUCCUUUUGUUUUGAACAGAAAGCCUCGUUUAACCUGACAAAACACGCCUAGAUCAAUUUCCCUUUUAAUUUACUGUCGAAUCCGUUGUAUCGCGACCCGCGUUUUCAAAACAUGAUUUGUUUUGGUCUUCUGCUCCGUCAGUAAAACCACUCUGAGCCGAUCAGAGUUUUGCUUUGUGCACUUCCUUGGCUAUCCUCUGGACGAAAACCAGACAGUGUAGCGACAGAAAGCCAUGCAACUGCACUAGGCGAGAGAUGGCAAGAAUCUGAUUGGUUUAGAAUAAUUUGACUGGCGGAACAGAAAAUCCUAAAAGACAAAAACUAAUCGAUGAUUUGAAAAUGCGGCGUCGCGAUACAGCGAAUUUGACAGUAAAGCCCUUAUGCUUUCGUCUUAGUUCCAGCCUGCAUGUGCCACCUUGGUUGCCUUUACUUGUGAUUGGUCGCCUUUGUCCACGUGACUAGCAAUACUUCACGUGACAACUUCGUCACGUCACCUGAUAUUUGUGACCUUGUGAGAGUUUUCGUGCCGUGAUUGGAUGAGAAUAUAUUCCAUUGACUUAGACAACCAAAAGGCUUCGACAAUUCCCGGGUGGCAACAGCAAGUGAUAUAAAAACAGAAAAUUUGAAAACCGUACAUUUUUUUCUAUGCAAUUUUUUUCAGGAGACGGUCUUGAAGAUUGAGCUCCAUACAAUUGGGAUACAAAAAAGCCUAACUUUAAAGAAGGCCGCUCAUCGAGUUUGAAAUCUUCCGACCAAAUGUUAUAAACAUAUGAAAUAUUGGCAUUUAACUAAUCAAAAUUCGUCGUUCAGUUUUUGUUAAUUUGUUAUGGAUUUGUUUCGUAAAAAAUCUAUUUCUUUCAACCUAGGUAAGCCGUUUUGAGUUUUUUUUCUUCGCAUUUUUUUAACUUCGCGCUCCGCCCCACGCCGAUCAUUUUAAAACAUAUAUUUGCAUAUAUCGUAUGUGCACUAGCCUGAUAGCCGGCUCUCCUGUGUGUUUUCGUUGUUCAGGAUCCCUGUGGCGCAAAAAAUAAAAGUCCAGUUUGAUUUACCUUUCUUCCGUUGUAUAUUUAUAAUUGAAUUGUAUCUAAUUGUAUCGCGAAGUGCUGUUAGCGCAUCAGGUGUAUUAAGCCUGGUAUCGUUAUAUGUUUGACACGCCCUAGUCAGCUUGUUGUUAUGUUCGCUAGCAUCAGACGCUAAAAUAUGUUUAGUAGUGUAUCUAGAUUUUUAUCCACUGGCUAAGGGUCGCUGUCGAACAAAUGUUUAGAAUAGUUAAAAUUACACCAAAAAUAUAUGGUAGAAUUAUUUACUAAGAUAUGUCAGUUUGAAUUUCAUAUUAAAAUCUCACUGUUACGCGCAACAAAGAAAACUAUUAAAAUAUUAACACCUA